GACAGAAAAUAGGGGAUGAAAUUGAAACCCAAUCCGCAGGAAAUGGAUGAAGCCCAUUUGAGUGAACAAAUUCUCGAUUGUUUCUGCUUUUUUUAUCUUCGUUUUGGAAUUUAGAAGCCACACAACUUCUAUCUACUUCCAAAUUCCAAGAUGCCGACGUUGAAGCUCUUCACCAACAUUCCGGUAGACUCAGUGAUAGCCUCCGACAUUCUGAAAGAUGCCACUAAAGCUGUUGCAAAGAUCAUCGGCAAGCCUGAGUCUUAUGUUAUGAUUUUGGUGAAUGGAGGUGUGCCGAUAGCAUUCGCUGGCACGGAAGAGCCAGCUGCGUACGGAGAAGUGAUUUCAAUUGGAGGACUUAACCCGACCGUCAAUGGGAAGUUGAGUUCAACCAUUGCAGAAAUUCUUCAAACAAAGCUUUCUAUCGAUAGUUCACGAUUCUAUAUCAAAUUUUACGAUGUUGAGCGCUCGUUUUUCGGAUUUAAUGGAUCGACAUUCUAAGUACCACAAGGAGCAUGCAUGUUAUGGUACUCAUCUUUGGCCAAACAUGAUCUCUUCUGUUUUUGUAUGUUGUAUCAUAGUGUUGUUCUUGUUUACAUUACUCUUUCUAGUAGCACCUUUAAUUUCAGGUUUUUAAUUGAAUUCUAAGAUGGAGUUUAAGUUGGUU
Messenger RNA from Cynara cardunculus var. scolymus (artichoke), 664 nucleotides. RefSeq names its product macrophage migration inhibitory factor homolog. Bases 151 to 498 code for a protein of 115 amino acids. NCBI's taxonomy places the organism in Eukaryota, Viridiplantae, Streptophyta, Magnoliopsida, Asterales, Asteraceae. Gene Ontology annotation, molecular function: phenylpyruvate tautomerase activity. The record is from RefSeq and is a predicted model, not a curated record. The transcript is spliced from 3 exons.